This is a messenger RNA of Lucilia sericata (common green bottle fly), 1365 nucleotides long. It is a transcript of the gene Phb2, whose product is annotated as prohibitin-2. Gene Ontology annotation, cellular component: membrane; mitochondrion. The record is from RefSeq and is a predicted model, not a curated record. NCBI's taxonomy places the organism in Eukaryota, Metazoa, Arthropoda, Insecta, Diptera, Calliphoridae. Gene Ontology annotation, biological process: mitochondrion organization. The transcript is spliced from 7 exons. The coding region runs from base 168 to 1172 and encodes 334 amino acids.
GUCGAUAAUAUUAUCGGCGCAAAAAAAACUCUUCAACUGAAAUUGAGUUUUUUGUGUCGUGCGGUGGGUUGAUGAAAAUUAGAUUUCUUAAUACCGGGAUAAUUAAUAUUGUUUUUUAUAAUUAGUGUUAAAUAAGAAUUUAAAAGCAUUUAAUUUUAUAAAAAAAAAUGGCUCAAAGUAAAUUGAACGAUUUGGCUGGUAAAUUGGGCAAAGGUGGUCCACCCGGUUUGACCACUGGCUUGAAAGUUUUGGCUGGUUUGGGCGCCUUAGCCUAUGGUGUAAACCAAUCUUUAUAUACCGUUGAUGGUGGUCAUCGUGCUAUUAUCUUCAGCAGAUUGGGUGGCAUUCAAAAUGAUAUUUAUUCCGAAGGUUUACAUUUCCGCAUUCCAUGGUUCCAAUAUCCCAUUAUCUAUGAUAUUCGUUCUCGUCCCCGUAAAAUCUCCUCACCCACUGGUUCCAAGGAUUUGCAAAUGAUUAACAUUUCCUUGCGUGUGUUAUCUCGCCCCGACUCCAUGCGUUUACCCUCCGUACAUCGUAACUUGGGUUUGGAUUAUGAUGAGAAAGUAUUGCCCUCCAUUUGCAAUGAAGUUCUUAAGAGUGUUGUGGCCAAAUUCAAUGCUUCUCAAUUGAUUACCCAACGUGCUCAAGUUUCUCUCUUGAUUCGCAAAGAAUUGGUUGAACGUGCCCGUGAUUUCAACAUUAUUUUGGAUGAUGUUUCUUUAACUGAAUUGAGUUUCGGUAAAGAAUAUACUGCUGCUGUUGAAGCCAAACAGGUUGCUCAACAAGAAGCCCAGCGUGCUGUGUUCUUUGUUGAACGUGCCAAGCAAGAAAAACAACAAAAGAUUGUACAAGCUGAGGGUGAAGCCGAGGCAGCUAAAAUGUUAGGUCUUGCAGUCAAACAGAAUCCAGCUUACUUGAAAUUGCGUAAAUUGCGCGCUGCUCAAAGCAUAGCUAGAACCAUUGCCAACUCACAGAACAAGGUCUACCUCUCGGCCGACAGCUUGAUGUUGAACAUUCAAGAUUCCGCCUUCGAUGAUAUGACUGAAAAAGUCUACAAAAUUGGCGAGAGUUGGUUUGAUGGUCCCACAAAAACUUUAGCAAAAAGCAAAAAAUCUUCAUCGGAAAAAUCAGUAGGUGAUCUUGCUCAUCUCACUGCUAAUCGUUUGGUUUAGUUGUCUUCUCAAUCUAAAGUGUGGAUUGUAUGUCAUGUGUGCCUUUAAAGUUUUAAAGAAAUUUUGCAUUUCCUGAAAUAGCAUCAAGAGUCAAGACUAAUUUUUUUUUAUACAAAUGAAACGAACAUACAAUUUAUAAUUUUAUAAACUGGAAUACAGCACCGUCAUCAUCAUCACAAUUCAGUACCACAAG